AUCAGACAGAGGAUUGUUGUGUAACUGAAUAGGCACACUGCGGCUGCAUUGUGUAAAUAGCCUACGUAUUAGAGCAAUGGUUAGUGUUAUGUUCAUUAAGACAUUCCUUUGCGGAUUGAAGCAAAAAGGGGUGGGGGGCUUUACAUAAUUAUGUAGGCCUAUGCUUUUUCACGUGAAAUGGUCCUUUAAAAGAAGGCUGCGUUUGAUCACUCAUAUGCACAUCCACAGUGAGCGGACAGUGAGAAGUGGGCUGUGAUUUCUUCACAUAUUUUUGUGACUAAAUCGCAUUCAAGAUGGUGACUUCCUACCCCUUACCGGAGGGAUUCUCCGAUUUCGAUGUGUUCUCUCUGGGAUCUUGUCUUCUUGUAGAGGGACUCCUUGGAUUCUUCCUAAAUGCCGUGACGGUUGUUGCUUUCCUUAAAAUUAAGGAAUUGCGGACACCAAGUAAUUUCCUCGUAUUUAGUCUUGCCAUGGCUGAUAUGGGAAUCUGUUCGAAUGCCACCAUUGCGGCAUUUUCCAGUUUUCUUAGAUAUUGGCCCUAUGGAUCUGAUGGAUGUCAGACUCAUGGCUUCCAGGGGUUUGUCACUGCUCUCGCCAGUAUCCACUUCAUUGCUGCCAUUGCCUGGGACAGAUACCAUCAGUAUUGCACCAGAACUAAAUUGCAGUGGAGCAGUGCCAUCAGUCUGGUGAUCUUCAUCUGGCUCUUUACUGCCUUCUGGUCUGCCAUGCCUCUGAUUGGUUGGGGAGAGUAUGACUAUGAACCCCUGAGGACCUGCUGCACACUGGAUUACAGCAAGGGAGACAGGAAUUACGUCUCUUACUUGAUCCCUAUGGCUAUCUUCAACAUGGGUAUUCAGACAUUCGUUGUUAUGUCCUCCUACCAGUCCAUUGACAAGAAAUUUAAGAAGACUGGUCAACCCAGGUUCAAUGCUACCACUCCUCUGAAGACCAUGCUUUUCUGCUGGGGUCCAUAUGGAAUCCUGGCUUUCUAUGCUGCCAUUGAGAACGCUAACCUGGUAUCACCUAAGCUGAGAAUGAUGGCUCCCAUCCUGGCUAAGACCUCCCCAAUGUUCAAUGUCUUCUUGUAUGCCCUUGGAAAUGAGAACUACAGAGGAGGAAUCUGGCAGUUGCUCACUGGGCAAAGGAUGGAAGUGCCUCAAAUUGAGAAUAAGUCCAAAUAAAUAAUUAAUUUAAUAAUCACACCUACAUCUAUGUCCUGUAUUUUGUGACAGGUAUGAUCCACAUCUCUGUCUUUUUGAUGUUUCUGUGAUUUUCGUCUUGGUUGAACCUUUGCAUAGUCGCUUCAUUGUGUGAUGUGGUAUCUCACAUCAUUGUCUGUGUGUGAUUUUAUGUGGGUUUUGCAAGGAGUUGUGGUUGGUAUGAGAUCCAAAAAGGAUAUCAUUUUUGUAUCACUGUCAGGGCUUUUUAUCAACCACUCAUCAUAACUGCACAAUUUCUGAAGCCACCCUCUCACAAGAUAUAAAAUAGGUUAUAAAAGUUCAUACACACAAUGUCUUGUGGGCAAACAUAAUAAAGACUUCCAUUCAAAGACAAUUAUCAGGGCAGGUCUGACCUCUUCCACCUUGAUCAAAAGACUUUGCAGGCAGAGCCUUCUGUGCUGCCCCCAGUCUAUGGAACGAUCUACCCCUCCACAUAUGCACUGCCCCCUCCCUAGACUCCUAAAAGCACACCUGCUCUCUGAGGCUUUUGGCCUCUGACCCCCCCAUGACCCGUCCCUUUUGUUUGUUAAGCGACCUAGGGUAUCCUGAAAGGCACUAUACAUUUAAGCCAUCAUUAUUAUCAUCAUUAUUAUUAUUAUUGUUAUAAAAGUAAUUGUGUGUGAAUAGAGAAAAUAAAAAUAAACAAAAGACCCAAACAACCAUUCAGCUGAAGUUAAUUCAGUGUUAACUUCAAUUGUCUUUAUUUAGGUCAAUUGUCUUUAUUUAGGUUGUUAAAAAGCAUAAUUCAACAAACAUUACAAACUCUCCUAUCAUUGAAUUCAUUGCUUAUAUUUCUAGUUUUAGACACAUCUCUGUUAACCUCUGUCUCUGAGUCAGUUGAUGAAAUGUUGUACAUAUUCCAAACCUAUAUCAAAAGAGCUAUUUUUCUAUUCCUUUUUCUGGGAUGGGGGAGGGGGAAGCAUAUGGUCAAAAUCUAUCUUGUUUGAGCUACACUGAAGAGUAGGUCAGCCCAGAGGCAGCAUUAGCAAAGCAACAUUUUCUAAUCCCAUAAACAAGGGUGCUUUUCAUAAAAACACAUUCCCCAGGACCUCAAGAUUAGCAGUGGGAAGGAGAUUAUAAGUCAAACAUACGGUACUUGGAUCUGAUUCUCACAGGCAGAUCUAGUUUUAAAACAACAACAAAAAACAUUUUUAACAAACUUUCCUUUGGAACAAUAUAUUAUAAUCAAGAUAAGGUAAUACAAUGUUGGGGUUAUAAAUUCAGCAGUCAUUUUACUGAACCAUCUACAACAGUGGACAAAAGACAUCACAGCCAUUUUGACCUGAAUAGCCAAAUCAAUUCUGUGAGAUGUAAACUUUACAAAAUGAUAUGAGUACAAUGUAUUAAAAACUGUUACUAGAGGUAAAAUGCAAAAUUUAAUAAGCCCCUUGUUCAUGAAGAAGCCCCAAUUUCUGUGCAAACUCCAGACCUCCAACUGUGACACACAUCACAUACAUGAUAUGUCAAAUAUAUUCAGCUGCUGAAUCUACAAGCAGGAGUGUUCAGGUGUGUUUUUGUGUCUAAAGACAUCAAAAAAUAGUUUAUGUUGUAAAUUCUGUUGACACAAUUCAUUUUGCACCUCAGCCUUUUUAUCAAGCAGUAAUGUUUUCUAAAUAAUUCCCUUAAUGUGCCUGUGAUUGUUCAUGAUGUAUUAUGUAUUAUUGUAUAUCUUUUAAAAGUAAUAACGAUGGCAAACCUAAUUCCCAGCCUGUAAAGCAAGUUGUAAAAGUACACUGUUAUAUACUGGGACAUAUUUAGAGGACCAAAGUAACUGGAAAACAAAAUCUAUACAUUUCAUGAUCACCAAUGAAGUCAAUAGUGCUUGUAUGUUAACUACUUUGUUUCAUAUUGAUGGCUUGUAUAAUUGAUCUUAUGCAUGUGUGUAUGUAAUAUGUGUCUCUAUGAAUGUUCAGCUGUGCUCCAACUUGGUCUGGUGUUGCUGUUGGCUUUGUAUUGUGAAUUGCUCACUAUUCAAGAGUGCUUUUCUCAAAUCUAACUAAUUUCCAUGUUAACAUGCUGCCUUCAUCACAGUGAACUUUUCUUAAAAUGAAAACAACCUGUUUCAUUAAA
Messenger RNA from Alosa sapidissima (American shad), 3290 nucleotides. RefSeq names its product retinal G protein coupled receptor a (gene rgra). Gene Ontology annotation, biological process: visual perception; phototransduction; G protein-coupled receptor signaling pathway. Gene Ontology annotation, molecular function: G protein-coupled receptor activity. Gene Ontology annotation, cellular component: membrane. The transcript has 7 exons. The record is from RefSeq and is a predicted model, not a curated record. The coding region runs from base 294 to 1181 and encodes 295 amino acids. Lineage: Eukaryota; Metazoa; Chordata; Actinopteri; Clupeiformes; Clupeidae.